This is a messenger RNA of Castor canadensis (American beaver), 798 nucleotides long. Its product is annotated as putative speedy protein E7. The record is from RefSeq and is a predicted model, not a curated record. NCBI's taxonomy places the organism in Eukaryota, Metazoa, Chordata, Mammalia, Rodentia, Castoridae. Gene Ontology annotation, biological process: positive regulation of cyclin-dependent protein serine/threonine kinase activity. Gene Ontology annotation, molecular function: protein kinase binding.
AUGGGAGACAGAAGACUGGAGAAUUCAUUUGUCUCCAUAGAGGGGUCAUCCUCCAGAAAGAAUGAUCCAGAGAGCAGUCUUUGCCUAGCAAGGAAAGCUCCAAAGAACAGCAGCCUGGUCUCCACUUCUGCCUCUUCUGAAGCUGCCCCUGAGCAGACAACCAGGAGGAAGAGGGGUCAGAAGACAAGGAAGACAAGGAAAUUGGUAGAUGAAAAGGCAGCUACCCAGGAGAGCAGCCCUCUCACCUCCACUUCAGCCUUCUCAGAAGCUGUCUCAGAGCUGAAGUUCUGGAGGAGAAAGGGACAGAAGAGGAACAUAUGGACUGUGGAUCAUGUUGAGGGAACAAAACUCAGGAUGAACAAGAGAAGAAGACCCAGUUACCGUCCUGAGGACCAAGAAGCCUUCUACCGACUUUUGGAGGAUCCUGUUAUCCAGAGCUUCUUGGAAGCAGACAUUUUCCUGAAGGUGUCUGAUAAGUACCUGCUGUCCAUGGUGGUGGAGUACUUUGGCCGCGUCGGGCUGCCUGGACACCUCUACAACAGGAUCCACUUCUUCCUGGCCCUCUACAUUGCUUCCGACAUGGAAGAGGACAACCCCACAUCCAAGAGAAGCAUCUUCCAGUUCCUGUUGGGCAAGGAGCACUGGCCAGAGCUCUAUAAGGAGUUCCUGAAGCUGAAGGUCGAGUUCUUUCAUGCUAUGGGGCACCGAGCCUGGGUCACUCCAGAGUUAUGUGAGGAGAUCCAGGCCCAGAAUCCACACCACUGGGUCUGGAGCCGGGUGCGCCAGUGUGCCCCCUAG